This is a messenger RNA of Helicoverpa zea (corn earworm), 2430 nucleotides long. RefSeq names its product poly [ADP-ribose] polymerase tankyrase (gene Atac3). Gene Ontology annotation, biological process: positive regulation of transcription by RNA polymerase II. NCBI's taxonomy places the organism in Eukaryota, Metazoa, Arthropoda, Insecta, Lepidoptera, Noctuidae. The transcript has 10 exons. Bases 443 to 2020 code for a protein of 525 amino acids. Gene Ontology annotation, molecular function: protein binding; transcription cis-regulatory region binding. Gene Ontology annotation, cellular component: nucleus. The record is from RefSeq and is a predicted model, not a curated record.
UGGCGGUCGAAAGGCAUGGCUUUAGCUGCGCGCUUGACAUCCUUAUCCUGUCUAAUUUAGAUCAAUAUUAUUGUGUUCAAAAACUGCUAAUUGUAGCUUGUAGCCAAUGUUUAAUCAUUCAUCUCAAUUUAUGACGAUGCGUUAUUGUAACAUUAAACUUACUAGAUACAAGUACCACGUUCAAUGCCUCAAUAAGCAAUUUUGUUUACCUUCAGACAAAGUUGCAAUAACUUUGUUAAAACCGCUCUGGAAACCUUGUUGUUUACUAAAUUGUUUCGAUGAUUAGGCACAUGAGUCGUUUGCUUCUCCAAGUUUAAGGAAAUCAGUGCCUACAUGAAGAAGGUAUCAUUUGAUUUGUGUACCUAUUUAGCACCUGCUUGGGGUUUAAGUAGGUACUUAGGUAAUAUUAUAGAAGAUUUAUUUGUCAUGAAGGGUAAAUUCUAUGAUAAAAAUAAUAGAACAUCAUAGUGUUGAUCCUGUGUCUGUCAGGCGUAAGCAGGGGGGCGCUGCGAUGACAUCAGACCUGUGCUCAGAGGAUGUGGUGGUGCGUAUCACAACCCCGCAGAUCAUUACUCAGGCGGGGGGCGGAGCGGGCGGCGCGGGCGGGCGGGUGGCGGCGUCGUCGGCGGCCGUGGAGCUGGGCCGGCGGCUGCUGCUGGCGGCGCGGGCGGGCGACACGCAGCUCGUGCUCGACCUCAUGGCCAAGGGCGCGCCCUUCACCACCGACUGGCUUGGCACGUCGCCACUUCACCUGGCGGCGGGCGGCGGCCACGCGGCCACCUGCGCCGUGCUGCUGCGCGCCGGCCUCACGCGCGACGCGCGCACCAAGGUGGAGCGGACCGCGCUGCACCUCGCCGCCGCCGCCGGCCACGCCGCCGCCGCCCGCCUGCUGCUGGACGCCGGCGCCGCGCCCGACGCGCGCGACCUGCUGCGCAUGACGCCGCUGCACUGGGCGGCGCAGCACGGCCACGCGGCCGCCGCGCGCGAGCUGCUGCGCGCGGGCGCGGACCCGGGCGCGCUCAGCAAGUUCCACAAGACGCCGCUGUCGCUGGCGCGCGAGCUGGGCCGCGCCGACCUGGUGCGCCUCAUGGACGACGCGCUGCGCGAGCGCGAGGCCGCGCGCUCCGUGUCCGCGCUGCACGAACAAAUGGCCGAAAUAUCCCCCACGGAAUCUCAGAUGGAAACAUUUGAUGCUGUACAAAGAAUCCAAGAUUUGAAGCCUACCAAGACGAAGCAAGCUGAAAAGACAAUUAAACAGGAAUUUAAAAUUGAGAGCGCGGGCGACGGGGCGGCGGCGGCGCUGCUGCGGCAGCACGGCAUCACGCUGCUGCCGGCCGACGACGGCAGCACGGUGCUCAGCGCGCUGCAGAGCGGCCGCAGCGUCGUGCUCUCAGAUGCUGGAAAAUUAAUGUUGAAAGAGAGUGAAACCACGCCGCCCGUCACCAGCAAAGCGACUUCAAGUGCCAAUCAAGGGAAGGGCAUGGUCCUCACGGCCACACCCGUCAAGUCGCCGCCCAAGCCCGGCGUCAAAAUAUUCACGCUCAACAACAAACUUCUUGCCGCGCCCAAGGAUAACAAGAUACCCGUUAAGAAGAUCAUCAACCCGCAGGACAUGCAGGUGAAGUUUGUACAAUUGCCUCCUGACGCAAAAAUAAUCUCCCCAUCGAAAAUAAUACCGAUGAAAGCCAAGAACAAAGUGUCAAGUCGCGCGGCCGCGUCCGGCGUGACGUCACUGGGCAGCCAGCGGCCCGCCGUCAAGAUCAUCAUGAACAAGAGCAACUUCAACCGCCUCAUCGCCACCGCCGCCCGCGCCGACCCGCCCGAGAUAACCGUGCCAGGAGCGAGCGAACAGGACUGUAUUGAAAUACCAGAGGACGACGUCGAAGCGUCUCCCGACUCCGAGAAUCCCGCCGUGCUGCGAGCGCAACUGGCGGCCGCACGACGAGCUCUCGCCGCCGCCCGCCGCGAGCUCAGCACCACCCGCGCCCGCCUCGCGCAGCUCGAGCGUCUGCACGAGUAGCGCCUGCACCAGCAGCGCCGCGAGCUCAGCACCACCCGCGCCCGCCUCGCGCAGCUCGAGCGUCUGCACGAGUAGCGCCUGCACCAGCAGCGCCGCGAGCUCAGCACCACCCGCGCCCGCCUCGCGCAGCUCGAGCGUCUGCACGAGUAGCGCCUGCACCAGCAGCGCCGCGAGCUCAGAACCACCCGCGCCCGCCUCGCGCAGCUCGAGCGUCUGCACGAGUAGCGCCUGCACCAGCAGCUCGGCUCUUGUACUCAACCACCUGCUGACGUGUUUACAAAUUCCGAGUUUUGGACUGUUUGUCUCUCUAUAAUAUUUUAUCAAGCUAAGUAUGGACUUGAAAAGGAAACUGUAAUAAUAUGUAAAUAAUGUAUUAUAUAAUUAAGGAAAUUAAACAAUAUCUUUUGUAA